Diaporthe citri is the source of this 1368-nucleotide messenger RNA. RefSeq lists its product as uncharacterized. The transcript has a single exon. NCBI's taxonomy places the organism in Eukaryota, Fungi, Ascomycota, Sordariomycetes, Diaporthales, Diaporthaceae. The record is from RefSeq and is a predicted model, not a curated record. Bases 1 to 1368 code for a protein of 455 amino acids.
AUGAACUACAACUAUGGCCCCAGACAGCAAACCAACGAGGAACGGGCGGCCGCAUGGAACCAGUUGCCUAGCGGGGCCCAGGAUGGGAAUUUUGAAGGAUUGAAUCUGGGUACUCCUGUAUUCUCAAAUUCGCCAGCGGAGAGCGCAGUGACAGGCUCGUCAUCUGAUCCACAACACGAUGCUGAGCAAGACCCGUCAUUUUCUCAACCCCAGUCCGCCCCGCCAGCGCCUCAUAUCCACUACGCGUCUGGACCUGACCUAUCAUCAACUCAACCAUACAUUUCUGGAACCCCUGGCAUCAGUGAAAUGCUGGAUGAGUCUUGGGCCGACCCUUAUGCUGGUAUCCAGGGCGGCGGUUCAGAGGCUAUGUCGUAUGAAUCUCCAAGUAAUUUUCUCCCUGCAGAUCCAGGCUCGUCAGGAGGGGGUGCAGACAGGAGCUCACCAUAUUCUCGGCCCAACGUGUCUGCUCAGCCCUCGCCAGCUGCUCAACCGCCUUACCCUGCGCCACAUCCGUAUCAGCACGGAGAAUUCAGCGGUGCGCAAUCCGCUGGGCUGCACGUCGAUCCACAUCAGCAAGCCGGAGGACAGUCAAAGAGAACGCACGACCACUUGAGCCCCUCCAGCGAAGAGGGUCGGCGAUGGAAAGGCAAGCAGCGCCAAGUCAGCCCGGAGUGGCAGCAAGGAGGCCAAGGCCAGACCAGUGCACCGGGCGCCGGUCAGGUUGUGUACGGCCUAACAGAGAGCCCUGGCCCAAGUGCGAGCUUCACCGACCCGAGCCAAGCUGGCGGAGGAUAUGUCACCCAACCCUGGGGCGCAAUCGGCACACAAGGCGCCUCUCAACAUCAGUAUGUCCCGCAGAACAUUGAUCCGAGAGCGCUCUUGUUCAACCAGAGUGGAGCUGGAGCCGGAUACGCCCAGCCCCAAGGCGAGAGCAGUUUCCCAGGCGCGGACUGGAGACAAGCCGGCGCACCGCCAGCUGCCCGUGAGCCUCCGAGGCCUGCGCUCGUACCACCUCCCCUGGAGAAUUCACAUUCCAAGUGGGACGUCGAAAAAGACUACGACUUGCUGGAGGAAAUUAUGUCCGGUCAUGAAACCCUGGAGGAGGCCACGGCGGACCUGGAAAAGAAGCUUAAACGGCACGCGAGCGCAUGCCGGCUCAAAUGGAACGAACUGGGUCGAUUCUGGGAGAGGGGGGAAGACGACUAUUUGCGCCGCCUUGAACAGGAACCCAGGAACUGGGAGGUCUUUGCGGAGGCAUACAACAGGACUAGCCCCUUCCAUCGGACCAAAAAAGCGCUUAAGGCUCGCUAUAGGCUGCUUGCGCGAUGCGACAGGCCUAAAACUCUGGGAAACCCGAGACCUUAUUGA